Lytechinus pictus (painted urchin) is the source of this 4498-nucleotide messenger RNA. Its product is annotated as somatostatin receptor type 5-like. Gene Ontology annotation, molecular function: G protein-coupled receptor activity. Lineage: Eukaryota; Metazoa; Echinodermata; Echinoidea; Temnopleuroida; Toxopneustidae. Bases 1370 to 2515 code for a protein of 381 amino acids. The transcript has a single exon. Gene Ontology annotation, biological process: G protein-coupled receptor signaling pathway. The record is from RefSeq and is a predicted model, not a curated record. Gene Ontology annotation, cellular component: plasma membrane.
ACCUCAUCAGAACAUUUACUUCGGAUACCUGCUGGAAAAACUUCGAUCAAAAUGUCACCUGCAGGAUCUAUCAGCAGUAUCGAUACUUUAUAAAAACUCUGAUCUACUGUAUCAAAAGUGCAACAUUUUCAUUAAAAAAGACAGUGCACAAAUAGAAAAUACGUAUGAAUUAUGUUUAUACCAUUGACCCGUUUGGGGGACUGUGAGACACCAGUAAUUAUUGUGAAAUUAGCAAAAAAUGGAAAGUUCGUUUUUCAUGUUAAAGUUAAAUCCCGUUGAGUUCGACGGAGGCGCCAAGAACGUGCAGAAGUCGCCAAAUUGAUAUUGGCUACAGGAAUUAGGACAAGCCCUGCAUGAAUUCAUGAAAUGGUGGUGUACUACUUGGCUAACCUUUGAUCGAGAAGCUGAAUCCCAUUAAAGGACAAGAUUCGCCAAAGGAUUUUAAUUUAUUGGAUGAAUAUUAAAACUUUAGCGAUUCAAAGUGUUAUUUUUGUUAAAUAUCCAAACAUUUUAAAACAGUUUUGUGUUUUUGUUUUUAUAUCAUCAGGAAUAAAAGUGUUUGUAUUUGACAUCGAUUGAAAUCGUGUGCACGACCACCGGUUAGGUUAUUAGAACCGAAGUCCGUUGAUACGAAAUGUGACUUUAGAGAAAGGAGAUUUAGCUGAGCUAUUAAUGCCAUCAUUUUAAGCAAUAAUCAUUGGAUUGAUUUAAUAAGUUGAUUGAGUUAUACCAUCGCUUGGCUUGUUAUCAACCAAAUAAUUCAUAGGCUUCGUUAAACACAUGAUGCACCCAUAUUCUGGCAAUCAUUAGCCAUGCCAAUUAAAGGUCUCCAUCAGUGACCAGAGAUCAUUCGUGUUUGUAGUUGUUUGAAUGUUGAUUGAAUUCAUCAAAGCAGUGGACUAAUGCAGACAUUACACAUAAUUUGCGUCGACAGUCAGGAAAUCGACUAUAAAAAUAGUUGUUUGCUUUAAAGGAAGUCGUCCGAUGGCACUUGUAGACCAGCUGCCACUCUCUUGUUUUUAGGUCAACAGGAUUGACCAGAUGACUGAUGAUCUGAUUAUGUGAUAUAUAAUACUUUUGAUAAUUCAUACAAUUUUAUGUGGGAAGUUAUAUACUAUCGAAGUAUGAAACAUAGGUCUACCUAAUAUCUAAAGUCGAUAGAACUUUAUUCGUGGAACAUCUUUUUUUUUCUUCGAGAGUACAUGUUUCAAUCCAUUGGCAACUACAGCGAUCGGAUCUUCCCUUCACUGUGUUCAAACAUUGCUUAGAAAACAUCGAAUGAUUCAGGACCAUCCUCUUUACAAAUGACAGCUUAAUAAAUAAAGGUAAUUUUGUCGCUUUCGCUAUUCUAUUGCAUCUUUUCUUCAGAAUGGCAGGGUAUUCAUCAAACUCGACUGAAAUUAUGUGCCCUCCAGAUGCCAUCGCAAAUCUUACUUAUAAAAACGAUGUUGCAGAAUCCCUUGGAUACUCAAGAUCGGAGUUGAUCUAUACCGCCGUUUUUCUGCCCGUUUUAAGUUUCAUCGGCAUCGUCUCCAACAGCGCAUUCUUAUUCGUCGUUCACCGUGUUCCGACAAUGAAAACGAUCACAAACGUCUAUCUCGUCAACGUCUCCAUCGCCGAUAUCCUCUUUCUUGCGACUAUUGUGACGUACAAGGUUAUUAAGCUUGCGACGUCAGUGGUGGUCAAUGAUGUCUCCGGGCUCGGUGCAGCGCUUUCCAUCAUUCUCUUUACAACUGCUAACGUCAUGCGAUUCUCUUCGCUUGGUUUUAUAUCCGCGGUUACGUGGGAACGUUUCUGCGCCGUGUGCCGACCUCAUUCUCGACGUUCGACGAGCACCUACGCGAUCAUUAUCUCGAUAACCAUCUGGACGAUAGCAUCCGUGCUGUCGGCAACGAUCAUCCCGGCAUACGGGAAGUACAUAACAAUCUGCAUGGUGUGGCCAAAGGGGGAACAGUUUGCAGAUUGGCCAAGUGAGAUCAUUGUCGUCGGUCAGGUUGCGCCUUGGGCUGGAAUGUACAGCAAUGUCGUCCAGACAUUUCCAUUCUUCAUCACCUUCGUUGUCAACAUCUACUUCUACGUCCGCAUCAUCCGUGGACUCGACGCUACCUUGAUGUCCCGUACUUGGGACGGACGGAGGAGCGAAUCGGACGCGGCACUCCGCGGGCAAACCGUCCGCAUGCUGGUUGUAAAUGGAGUCGCGUACUUCCUCUGCCUCGCGCUCUUCCAGUUCAUAUCCCUCUACAAAACCCUUCUCAUUCUCACAAAGAUUCAACCUGUCCUGACCCCAAGACAAGGGAAGAUCCUCCUUGAUGUCGCUCGCACCCUGGAGUACAUGAACUCGGUGAUCAACCCCGUGAUCUAUACGGUGAUGAGCAGGCGUUACAAAGAAGCCUUCAAGACUGCAUUCAGUAAGAAGAAACAUCCGACCAAGGCAUCUAGGUCCAGGACUUUGAGUAGUUCAACUCCUGUCACUACUACGCAUUUUCUUAGCAGAAAUCGGGAUACUUCGCUAUGAUGGAGUUUACAUUUGAAACCUGACAGUCUUUGGCUUUUCCUCGAGAAAUAUGUUCUGAUUUACAAUCGGAAUGGAAUUAUAACAGAAUUAUGAUGAAAAGUUCCAGAAAGGUGCAACCAAGUAAAUAUAACAUUAAUCUGUAAACUUGCAAAUAGGAAGGGAAAUGGCAUUUGUAGGCAUAUUUGAUAGAACAUAAGCGGUAGAUUUUUGUAACCUAAACACAAAAUGGUACAUAGUAAGUUAUCAGAAAACGCGACAAAUAGUUGUUUGAAAUCUUCUAAGUUUAUUUACUAUUGAAAUUAUUAGUCCAAUUGAGCAUUAGUACAAAUAAUCAUGACUGAUAUAUAGGCACAAGUAAAAGUUAUCUAAAAUAAUCUAGGUUAACAUUUUCAACAAUUUUUUUUAAAGAAUGUCAACGAUCACUACGCAAAAGUAAAACCACAAUGAAGGUAAAUCAAAUUAAAAUGGCAAAGUCACUCUUGGGAAACUGACUCGCAACAAUGUAUUACGUUAUUUAAUACCAAUGACAAACCAUCGUGAGUGUGACCGUAGCAUUCCAUUUUAAUGAAAAAAAUAUGACUUUAAAUAAUCCAUGACACCCUUCUCUCCCCCUCUCUCCUCUCCAUUUUCUCUUCUUUCUCUCUCCUCCUCUCUCUAAUGCUCUCUAUCAUUCUCUUGGGAUGAUUGUAUUGAUAUGAGAAGAAAUUCAAUAAAAUAACCAAGGUCAAAUUCUUGAUUAAAAUGAGUCAUUUUUAAAUUAUUUUUUGGUUUAGUGCAAUAUUUGACAUCAUUCAACUUAUCAUUACACAUUUCUCCUUAUGCAAUAGUAAUGUUUCUUGAUAUGGAGACAUGGGCAGGGAGGUGCAAGGCAGGUGACCUAAACAUGCUAGAAAGGUGACGUCAUUUAUUUUCUUUCUAUCACCUCUCUUCUAAUACUCUUCUCUCUUUUUUAAUAUCUUUGUUCAAUUCCCCGAUAUUUUGCCUUUUUUCACUUUAGCAUUUAGAAAAAAAUUAAACAUACACAGUAAAAACGAAUUAAAAUUAUCAAAAGAGGGACGGUGACGUCAUGUUAACCAGACAAUAUCUGUGAAUCUGGCAUUUCUCGCAUGAAACGCCUUUAAAUUAAUUCAUUCUGAUAAGAAGGUGACACAAUAAUUAAUCAAUAUGCAGUGAAGUCUUACUAGAGAUUAAUUAUCUGUCACUCAAUGUCAGCAAUGUGCCAAGAAAGCGACAGUCUUUAUUAAUUGCAAAGAUUUUCUGAUGCAUUUACCAUAACUUCUCCGCUUAUUCAUCGUUCCUCAAUAGCAUGGCUUUGUGCAUUUAUUUUGAGUGUAUUCAUCUCGCUUUCCAAAAGGUAAUCUAUUAAAAGAGUUGGCGCACUCUUGUGCUGUACACGAAUAUGCGUCCUGUAUUUAACACCGCUAAAUUGCCGAUUUUAAUAGUCUAAAUAGCUUUGUCUAUUGCCAUUUUUGGUGUCAUUCCAGAUGGUCUUAUCCCUUUUAUUGUUUAUAUUUUUGGCUUUUGGUAUAAUAACCGCCUCGUAUUUUCACCUUUUCAUCUUAUUCUCCUAUUUGUUCAAUGUAACACCACUUAUUGGUGUCAGAUAACCUCUUUUAUGAACCAAAUCUUUAUUCCACUAUAAGUACGACAAGUAGAAAAUGACAAGUUGACGAAGUUAAAAUUAGACCAACUAGUGUGUAGACUAACUUAGGCUAAGUGUUUAUAGUAAACCAAGUGUAAUAACCAAACACCAAUUAUACCAGACAAAAUGUGUUGAUUCCACAUGGUAUUGAACUAUCUAAGAAGAAGAUCAAUCAAUAUAAAGUGAAUAUGAAUCCCUGAAACACGGAUAGUGGGUGGAUGUUAAGAUUCAAUGUAUAUGCGCUUGAUAUUCCAAGAAUACCCCAAAAUGUAUGAUUUGAUGAUGUUUGCCAGCUAUGUGAUGGACAAUUCGUUUAAUUAAAGACAGAAAUGUGUAGACUU